AUGUUGUCCAGAGAAGUUGUGAAUACCCCGUUUUUGGAAGUGUUCAGGGUUGAAUAUGUCACUGAACAAUCUGGUCUUGUGGAAGGUGUCCCGGCCCAUGGCACACUCAGGUCUGGAGAUCAUGGAAACCUGCCUGCUGACUUAGUGUCUUCUGUCACAUUCCUUUUAGGUCAACAUGAUUUUGAUUUAGCUGAUGCCCUUGAUCACCCUGAUGACAUAAUUACCAGGAAGCCUACAGUGAUCCGAAGACCAACAAGACCUGUGUUCAACAAUGACCUACAUUUAGGAGAUGCUCUUGGUGGGGGUGACAUCUCAAGAAAACCUUUAUACCCACCUCUUCCACCACGCCCAGGAACUUAUGGCAAUUCUGGAGGUUUUGAUGACUCAGAUCUCCUUGAUGGAAAGCCUUUACCACCAGGAGAAGAGGAGCAUCAUUUCAAUCAUGGAGGCAACACAGAUUCGGGUUUAAUAGCUGGAGUUACAUCUCCUGUAAUUUCUGCUUUUGUGAUACUGGUUGUUGGAUCAAUAGCAGCCUACACUGCUUACAAGAAUAAGAAACUUUGUUUCAAACCACGUGGUGGGGCUGCAGUGUAAACCAUUGAAAGAAGAGUUGCUGUCUGAUCACAGGCUCCUUUGGUUGGUGACAUUCUACACUGCCAUUCUGACAGAAG
Messenger RNA from Lonchura striata (white-rumped munia), 671 nucleotides. The record is from RefSeq and is a predicted model, not a curated record. NCBI's taxonomy places the organism in Eukaryota, Metazoa, Chordata, Aves, Passeriformes, Estrildidae.